AUGCCUUCAGCUCUCCAAGAUGCGCUCCGAGCGCCCGCCUUCAUUCGCCGUUUAUUCUCGCAGUUCCCCCUCGUCACCCACCCGGUGGAUCCUCCUCCGAUGUGCGUGGAAGAUUUCCAACCGUCAGCGACCAGGCAGCAUUCGAUAAACCAUACACUCUAUAGCUUUACAGAUUCGACGGAUAGUUCGAUAGCAUCGUUUAACCCGACGUGUUUGAAGUGGCAGACAUACUUAAAAAUAAGGAAUAUACCGUUCAAAACACAACCAUCGAAUAACCACGCUUCACCGUCGGGUUCUCUACCGUUUUUGACAAUAUCAUCUCAAUCCGAUAGAACAUCACAGAUUAUUCCGUCGCCGAAAUUGGCCAAAUGGAUUGAAGAACAUGCCGUGGGAAGCGUAAAUACCGUCGAUACAGACGAUGGUGAUUACCGCGCUUUCUCAAGUUUGGUCGAGGGUGCUGUUAGGGAUGCUUGGUUAUACGCCCUCUACAUCGACCCGGAGAACCUCUCCUCCCUCACAAUUCCAAAAUACACCGCCCAAAUCUCUCUCUGGCCGAUCUCCCAAAUUCUAGGCUCCCAAAUGCGUCAAGCAGCAAUCGAUGCCAUUCGAAAAUCUUCAACGUCUACUUUACCCACAGCGACAGAUAUCUACGAAAGGGCAAUAGAAGCGUUUAGCGCUUUGAGUAUUUUAUUAUCGGGCGAUACAUGGUUUUUUGGUGCUUCCGAAGCUGGAAUGUUUGACGCUGAGGUUUUCGCUUAUACACAUUUAUUGUUGAAUUUGGAGAUUGGAGGGAGUGGGAGGGAGGUUGUGGAGGGGCUUAGGGGGUUUGGGAAUCUGGUGGAGCACGAGGAGAGGAUUCGACGGAGGUGGUUUUGA
Orbilia oligospora ATCC 24927 is the source of this 876-nucleotide messenger RNA. RefSeq lists its product as uncharacterized. NCBI's taxonomy places the organism in Eukaryota, Fungi, Ascomycota, Orbiliomycetes, Orbiliales, Orbiliaceae. Gene Ontology annotation, biological process: mitochondrion organization. The record is from RefSeq and is a predicted model, not a curated record. The transcript is spliced from 3 exons. The coding region runs from base 1 to 876 and encodes 291 amino acids. Gene Ontology annotation, cellular component: SAM complex.